CCUGUCUAAAGAUAUUUGAACAUUUUACUUGGCAUCUCUGUUCAUGAAACAGCAGAAAUUAGCGUUCACCAUUCCGCAAGAAUUUGAUUGUAAUUUAAGCUUUUUUGUGAUUAUUAUUAUCAGAAUCAAUAUGACUACUGACAUCGCUCGCGAUCUGGAAGCACCCGGAUUCAGUUUUGAAAACUGUCGCAGAAAUGCUCAACUAUUGAAGCAAGGAUUUGUUCCGCCGAAAGCUAUUAAAACUGGUACAACAAUUGUUGGGAUUAUUUACAAAGAUGGUGUCAUUUUGGGAGCCGAUACUCGUGCUACUGAGGGCCCAAUCGUAGCGGAUAAAAAUUGCGAAAAAAUUCACUACUUGGCUAAAAACAUGUACUGCUGUGGUGCCGGAACAGCUGCUGACACGGAGAUGACCACUCAGAUGAUAUCAUCAAAUUUAGAAUUGCACCGGUUAAAUACUGGACGAACAGUCCCGGUAGUUGUUGCUAAUACAAUGUUGAAACAGUUUUUGUUCCGCUAUCAAGGUUAUAUUAGCGCUGCUUUGGUUUUGGGCGGUGUGGACCAUACGGGAUCGUACAUUUAUUGUAUUUAUCCUCACGGAUCGACAGAUAAGCUGCCUUAUGCUACAAUGGGAUCAGGUAGUCUUGCAGCUAUGUCCGUGUUCGAGUCUCGCUGGAAACCGGAUAUGGAUGAAGAGGAGGGCAAACAGUUGGUUCGUGAUGCAAUUGCUGCUGGAGUUUUCAACGACUUAGGAUCCGGUUCUAACAUUGAUCUAUGUGUGAUUCGAAAGGAUGGUGCACAAUAUUUGAGGACGUUCGAGGAAGCUAAUAAAAAAGGUACCCGUUCACUCGCAUAUGACUACAAACCAGGAACAACGGCCGUUCUACAGAGCAAGUGUUUCAAAAUUGAUAUUACCGAGGAAUGCGUGCGAACUCUGAUCCCUGUUGGCGGUGUGGAAAGCAUGGAUAUCGCUUAGAAUUUAAUCGUUUUUGUAUUUAACAUAUUGAAAUGUCAAUAAAUACACAUUUGCAGACAUA
Molecule: messenger RNA, 1034 nt
Organism: Malaya genurostris
Lineage: Eukaryota; Metazoa; Arthropoda; Insecta; Diptera; Culicidae
Product: proteasome subunit beta type-7-like
Exons: 2
Coding region: 44-973 (309 amino acids)
Cellular component (GO): proteasome core complex
Molecular function (GO): threonine-type endopeptidase activity
Source: RefSeq, a predicted model, not a curated record